GUGGCCCCCGCAGGGAAAGUGCCGCGCGGUGCUUGCAGAGCCGGGUCGUGGCUCAUGCGCCUUGGCCCAAGAUGUCGCGUUUCGCCCUGACCGUCAUCCGCCAUGGCGAAACAAGACUUAAUAAGGAGAAAAUCAUUCAAGGGCAAGGAGUGGACGAGCCCCUUUCUGAGACUGGGUUUAAGCAAGCGGCUGCCGCUGGUCAGUUUCUGAACGGUGUGCACUUCACCCACGCUUUCUGCAGCGAUCUCACGAGGACCAAGCAGACCAUACAUGGCAUUUUGGAGAAAAACAGAUUUUGCAAAGACAUGGCAGUGAAGUGUGACCCCAGACUUCGAGAAAGGAAGUAUGGGGUCGCAGAAGGCAAGCCGCUGAGCGAGCUUCGGGCCAUGGCCAAAGCUGCUGGGGAGGAGUGUCCUGUGUUCACCCCACCCGGAGGAGAGACGCUGGAGCAGGUAAAAAUUCGUGGAAAAGAUUUCUUUGACUUUAUUUGUCAGCUAAUCCUGGGCAAGACAGGCCAGAGAGAAAGCUUCCCCAGAACUCCAGGCAUCUCUUUGGGGAGCUGUUUGGCGGAGGUUUUCCCUGUAGGAAAACGUGGCAGCUUGGAGCUGCAUCCCGAUGGAGUCGCCCCGGAUUUAGCAGCCAGCAUCUUAGUUGUGAGCCACGGAGGUUACAUGAAAAGCCUCUUUGGUUAUCUCCUGAGUGACCUCAAAUGCUCGUUGCCAGCAACACUAGGCAAAUCUGAACUUUCGUCAGUCAGCGCCAAUACAGGAAUUAGUGUCUUCAUCGUGGACUGCGAGGAAGGGCACAAACCAGCGAUUCAGUGUGUCUGUAUGAACCUCCAGGAGCAUCUGAAUGGAGUGACCGAAAAACACUGAGGUUAAAACGCUUCCACUCUGGAGCUUCUGAAGGGAGUGCCUUGGCCUGUUGUGUUUGCAUCCACUGCUCCUGCCAUUUCAGAAGCAGUUGAGAAUCCAUGUGCUAAAGCCCCACUGGGGUCUGGCUGUGUCAGACGGUAGUGGAAAGCCACCCAAAAUCAACCGGCUUUUCUGAGUACACUCGCCAUUUCCUACAGUAAUCUUGUCACCGUUCCAUUAUGUGUCUGAAUUAUUAAUUUAUGAGGACAUUCAGCGUUGCACAUUGCACAUAGGGGGAAUAAUAGCCUUUUUUUCUACAGUCUUCCUUUCAAUGACCUUUUGGAUGGAUGUCUAGCUGACGGUACUGGCUUUUGAAAGUGACUGUAUGCUUUUUCACUAGCUAAUCAAGUGCUUGCAAGAAAAGAAUGGUUUGAAUAAUUCGCUGCAUAUUUGCAGUGAUUUUUUGUCAGUGUCCAAAGUCCUUCGAACUGAGUCUUCUUACUGUCACCAGUAUGUGUAAAGUGAAAUGACAAAGCACUAAAGUAUCUUCCUGUGGAAAUCGGCUCUUGGGAACUUUUUUAUUCUAAAGGCCUCAAGAUACAGAUGAGGGACUGGAGGGCUGGAUCAGCAGUUAAGAGUACUUCCUGUUCACACAGAGGACCCCAGUCCAGAUCCCAUUACUCAUGCUGGGCAGCUCACUGCUGCCUGAAACUCCAGCACCAGAGAACCAGUGCCCCCUUCUGGCUUCUUCGGGUACCUGCGCACACAUGCACACAAAAAAUAAUCAAAUCAGCCUGGGGGGAAGAAACGAACAUACCACCUGAUCAAAACACAUUAAGGAACCUCUGAGCAGAUGGCAAAAGCAACUUUCCAGGCAAACCAAUAAAGAGCAAACCUCAAAAUCAUCCUCACUUCAAAACCACCCUAAGCGUAAAGACUUCCCAGUUUUGGGAAGUACCCUAAAGUAACCAUUGACCUGCAUCCCAAAGAGGUAUCCAGAAGGAAAGAUGGAUUGGCCUCCUUUCCUCCAGGUGGCGCCAUAGGAAAGGGAUUUUGAUUGCCACUCAGGAAUCCUUAAUUGAACUGAAAAUGCCAGGCUCAUGGCACGGUCUCAGGGAGAGGAAUCAGAUGGGAAAAACCUAACACAGUACCCAUCUGUGGAGGAGUCUGACAGGGACAGCCCGUGGGAUGGGGUGCUUAUUGAACCAAGUAUGCGUCAAACCCAAGAAACCUAGCAGAGACAAUGCAGUCCACCUGCAAAGGAAGGCACAGGUCAAGGCUUGCCACAACCCAGCUAAUAAAGCACUAGGUCCUUCCUGUGUCUGGACACUUUGUGGAGCUGGUGCCAACACUCUGGGUACUGGUGGUCUAAGACUAGGGUUUUACUUGAGACCCCAAAUCCAUGUGAAUAAAAACAUUGCCAACAUCAUGAGUCCAGAGUAUGGCCGUGUUCCAAGAAACUCAAGGACAUGAUUAAGGAGGCUGCAGAGAAGUUGUCCUAUCGGAGACAAAGAACUUCAGCUCGUGUUAGCAUUUGGGGCAAGAAUUGCCACAGGAGACUUCGGUCAAGCCCAAGGUGGGUUUUGUUUCUAUUCCCAUAUCUGAGGAUUCCCCCUCCCACCCGCCUCAAGCCUCUGGUAGCAGGUAUGUGGUUCAGAGAACAGUUAUGACAGCGAAUAUGGUGGGCUGGAUUCAUUCAGUUUUACACUUGUCCUACCUGAGCCCCUGGUGCUUCCCUGGCAGCGAUUUCCUCGUACCAGGCUGCAUUUUCCCAUCCCUAAGAUUAGAAGAUAACAUGUUACAUUUUGAACAUGUUAAAAGGAAUUUUAAAAAACUAUAAAAAUCAACAGAAAAAAAAAAAUAUGUAUAAUGGAUAAGCUAUCCCAAAGCAGUGUCAAAGUGUAUCUUUGCUCCAAGAUCAGGUGAGAAGAAAUGGCUUCUUUGCCUUCUCAGUAUUAGCCAAAAAAAAAAAAAAAAAACAAUAAUUUUCAAAAGUCAUCCUUCUUGUCUCCCCCUGGACAAGCUACCCGAGACGGACUAGCGGACUAGCAGACAUCUUGGCACCUGCUGAGCUGCAGCGUCCUAACCAUCUUCAGCGCCUCCAGGCAGAUUUAGUCACAUUUGCAUAUAUAGAGCUGUUACAAAGAUUCUUCUUGGCAAUUUCGGGUAUGAAAAACAUCAAGCAAAAAGUAGAAAGUUCCCCUCUCCCCACCUUCCAUCUUAUUCUCUUACCAAAAUAUUUCCGUAGUGUUUAAGGAAGUCUGCAUCUGAAUGAUGUGUUGCACAUGUCGGUUUUGAGUGACCAUCUUGACCGCAUGGCUCUCUCAUCACAGGGCCGAGUGUCCAGUGAAGGCCGCCUUCCCACGAGGUCAGCGUUUUCCUUUGACAGUCGUCUACACCGACUGUAAAAGUUCAGUAUUCACCCCACCUACCCGCUUUUUCUGCCAGUGUUGGACACGGCAGAAUUUGAGCACCAGAGGAAAGUGUUACAGAAACCUGAGGGGUUUGGAGGUGUCGUAUGUUGCUCAGUACGGGCCUUAGGUUCCAUCCUCAGCACUUGGGGAGGGGGAAAUGGAAACAAAACUGCCCAUUUAAAAAGAGAAAGCCAACUAGUGAGCAAAGCCCUCCUGAGCCAGCUCUUCGGUGCUGCCCCUGGCAGAGGGCACUGCAGUGAGUUCUCCGGUUCUUUCCUCUCUCCCCAGAGUGUGUGAGGUGGCAGUAUUGUGGUGAUACCUUUCAAAUGUACAUAAAUACCCAGCCGUCUGUAUUCUUCAUUUUACACGUUGUUUGGGACAUUAUUUACCUGGGAAUGUACGGAUUUAUUUAAUUGUAACCACUAUUCUAUUGGCGAAAUAAAGCACCUUUUUUUGUUUA
Psammomys obesus (fat sand rat) is the source of this 3728-nucleotide messenger RNA. It is a transcript of the gene Tigar, whose product is annotated as TP53 induced glycolysis regulatory phosphatase. Gene Ontology annotation, biological process: negative regulation of glycolytic process; negative regulation of programmed cell death; regulation of pentose-phosphate shunt. NCBI's taxonomy places the organism in Eukaryota, Metazoa, Chordata, Mammalia, Rodentia, Muridae. Gene Ontology annotation, cellular component: cytosol. Gene Ontology annotation, molecular function: fructose-2,6-bisphosphate 2-phosphatase activity. The transcript is spliced from 6 exons. The record is from RefSeq and is a predicted model, not a curated record. Bases 72 to 875 code for a protein of 267 amino acids.